AAACUACGCCUGUGAUCUGACGUGAGGAUAUGUGGCUCGCAAACGCAGAUUGACCCAACACACCUGGCUCCGAGCUUGACUCGCAAUCUGUGCCAGCGCUUCGACUAAUUAUGAGCCUCACCCCCCAGAUCCGCUUGCUACCUGCCAACUGGAAGAUAAAUCUGUCCACCACGUUUCAUUGCAUGGGAUUUCACUCAACAAGGAAUCUGCCCCUCUCAUUCUAGGUCAAGACGAGGAGACCAAGACAGUGCCGAACCCGGGAGACAUUGAAGAGGGCAGGGACGUAUACCGUCCUGGUGGAUUCCACCCGGUCUACAUUGGGGAUGUGUAUGCGGGGAAAAUACAUGGUCCUGAACAAGAUUGGAUAUGGUGUCUACUCGACAGUCUGGUUGGUCUGGGACCUGACAAAAGCCAAUGAUAACGAACACAGAUUUCUAGCCCUCAAGGCCCUCAGUGCUGAGUCGUAUGACGAAUCUCAGCCCAUAUUCGAGAGGGAGAUUCUCACCCACCUUCACAACGGUGACCGUUGCCAGCUCGGGUACAAGUAUGUUUGCCAUUACCUCGACGACUUCGAGCACCAAGACCUCAACGGCACGCCUGUCUGCCUCGUUUCUGAGCUCUUGGGGAAGACGAUGCGAAGCUUUGGCGCGUGGUUCAAAGAGAGCAUGAUCCCUUGCCCGGUCAUGCGCAUGUUCGACGGCGGAGCUCCCCCCGACGGACACUACGAGCUCAAGGAGCAUGUGGCCGAGAUCGUGUACUUGUUCGGCCCCUUUCCAAAAAGAGUUACUAGUGAAGGGAAAUCAGGGCCUUGUUCGGAGAAUCUUUGAUGGCUGAAGAAAGCCCAAUGAUUCCCCUCCGAUUGAUGGACCGCCCUUGGCAUCCGACGAGGUCAUGCCGGGUUUGAACGAUGAGGUCAGGGACAAGUUCGCAUCCUUUCUUACAUUCAUUAUGAAGAUAAACCCGACUGAGCGG
Molecule: messenger RNA, 972 nt
Organism: Parathielavia appendiculata
Lineage: Eukaryota; Fungi; Ascomycota; Sordariomycetes; Sordariales; Chaetomiaceae
Exons: 2
Coding region: 345-827 (160 amino acids)
Biological process (GO): peptidyl-serine phosphorylation; regulation of mRNA processing; spliceosomal complex assembly
Cellular component (GO): cytoplasm; nucleus
Molecular function (GO): ATP binding; protein serine/threonine kinase activity
Source: RefSeq, a predicted model, not a curated record